This is a messenger RNA of Monopterus albus (swamp eel), 2322 nucleotides long. RefSeq names its product SRY-box transcription factor 13 (gene sox13). The transcript has 14 exons. Lineage: Eukaryota; Metazoa; Chordata; Actinopteri; Synbranchiformes; Synbranchidae. Gene Ontology annotation, cellular component: nucleus. The record is from RefSeq and is a predicted model, not a curated record. Gene Ontology annotation, molecular function: DNA-binding transcription factor activity, RNA polymerase II-specific; RNA polymerase II cis-regulatory region sequence-specific DNA binding. The coding region runs from base 380 to 2290 and encodes 636 amino acids. Gene Ontology annotation, biological process: cell fate commitment; regulation of transcription by RNA polymerase II.
UUGGAAACCCAGAGCAGUAGAUAGAAAGUCACUGGGAGCGAGGAAUAAAGGGAGUGAGUAGGUGAGGGAGGGGGGAGGGAGGGAGUGAGUGAGAGAGUAAGGCUGCGCUCUCUGUCUCCAAAACAUUUACGCACCGCAGCAGUAUUCCGCCUCUCCGUGUCUGUACUCACCACCGUCAUCGUACCAACAUCCACCACUAAGCAGCUCUCUCCACUCUGAAGGACGAGGAGCAAAAGUCAGCACACGUACCGAUCUCUCUGACCACCGUGUUUGCAUGCGGUGAGCAAUUAAAGCGGGAGAGGAAGAGGAGGAGGACGGAAGUUUUGUUUCUUGUUUUUUUCCCUUCCUCGUGGAGAGCUCAGGGCGCACCGGCGACUGAAUGGUUGAGCCCAGCCCUCCAGCACUGCAACUUCUCUCCAGCGGGGAUGUCACCAUGGCAGGCCUUGGUGUCAAAGUAGAACAGGAGGAAUCGAGCGGAGGAGGUAGAGUGAAUAGCAGCGGUGAACGUCUUAAGACAUCUCCUUCACAUGACUGGUCUGGAAGUCAGCCACUGGAGGCCCGCCAGCUGACACCACCACUCUCCCGCUCCCCUUCAGAGGGUUCUCCAGGUAAGGAGCACCCUCACAGGCAAAGCCCCAUGGGACUGAAGGCGGUCAGGAUGCACGAUCAACCAGAAGGGCAAUCCAGCUUCAAGGAAGUAAUGCCUACCAUUGAGAAGCUGCUAACCACUGACUGGAAGGAGAAACUUCUGGAUAAAAGCACAGUGGGGGAAGAACAACUGAAAGGUACUCCAGAGUCUCUGGCAGAGAAGGAAUUCCAGUUGUUGAUGAUGAUCAACCAGCUGAGCGGUCUGAGGGAGCAGCUCCUGGGAGCUCACUCAGAGCAGAGGAACAUGGCCGCCCUGCUGCUGGAAAAACAGCAGCAGCAGAUGGAGCUGGCUCGACAGCAGCAGGAGCAGAUCGCCAAACAGCAGCAGCAGCUGAUCCAGCAGCAGCACAAGAUCAAUCUUCUUCAGCAGCAGAUCCAGCAGGUGAACAUGCCAUAUGUGAUGAUCCCAGCUUUCCACCCCAACACCCAGCCCCUCCCAGUCACCUCUGACCAGAUGACCCUGCCACUGCAGCCAAUCCCUUGCAAGCCAGCUGUGGAUUAUCCCAUGCAGCUGCUGCCGAACCCUCAUCCCACCCCUGUCAAGAGGACCGGUACUUCCUUCCGACAGGAAGCCAGUCAACCCUUGAACCUGACCUCCAAGCCAAAGGGGCUGGAGCUGGGGAAAACACACAGUCCACAGAGCCUGGAGUUGGGAUCACUGGCACUGCAGGGGCCCUACAGGUCCAGAGAUCUCCAGAGAGAAGUGUCUCGCAGUCCACCACGAUCUGCCCUCAGUUUCCUUGGAGAUGGUGAUGUAGUCUCCCAGGCCAUCCAUGAUGCCCAGCAGCUCCUGAGGAGCCACAGCAGCGGAGGGCGAGAGAUGGAGAGAGACAGGGACAGGGAGAGAGACAGUAGAAAGAUGGAGUUUAAAGAUUCUUCUCGCAGCGAGAGAAUUUCUCACUCCGAGCGGGGUGACGACAGACACGGUCUGCCGUCCACCGAGGACCACCUCAGCAGCGACUCUGAGGGUGCUUUGCCCAUCUCGGUCUCAGGCAGCUAUGCUGAGGCCCGGCCCCCUCCCUCCUCGGGCCACAUCAAGAGACCCAUGAAUGCGUUCAUGGUGUGGGCCAAGGACGAGCGCAGGAGGAUACUGCAGGCCUUCCCUGACAUGCACAAUUCCUCCAUCAGCAAGAUCCUGGGUUCCAGGUGGAAGUCCAUGUCCAACCAGGAGAAGCAGCCUUACUAUGAAGAGCAGGCGAGGCUGAGCCGGCAGCAUCUGGAGCGCUACCCUGACUAUAAAUACAAACCCCGUCCCAAACGGACCUGCAUCGUGGAGGGACGGAGGCUGAGGGUGGGCGAGUACAAGGCCAUGAUGAAGAGUCGCCGACAGGAACAGAGAGCGACCUACACUCACAGUCAAACGGAGCCUCGGCAAAUCCACUACUCCCACAACGAUGCCCAGUACCAGGGCAGCACUGGCUCAGUCUCCGUGGCAACCGUGCCCUUUCACCCUGCAUUACUGGAGCAUUAUCUGCCACAGGUCCCGGCUACUCCACGGCGAGCGGAGGGCCACACCACACCCACUUCCCUGUCCAGAGAGAGAGAGAGGAAACGAGAGAUGGAGCAGCCUCUGUACAGUGAAGGAGAUGAAAGCGACGGGGGACAGAGGAGUGAAGGGGAACUGGUGCUCCUGACAGACUGAAGAGGGAAGGUGGGUGGGAGAGGGAUAAAAAA